Messenger RNA from Melozone crissalis (California towhee), 5162 nucleotides. RefSeq names its product semaphorin 3D (gene SEMA3D). The record is from RefSeq and is a predicted model, not a curated record. The transcript has 18 exons. NCBI's taxonomy places the organism in Eukaryota, Metazoa, Chordata, Aves, Passeriformes, Passerellidae. Gene Ontology annotation, molecular function: semaphorin receptor binding; chemorepellent activity. Gene Ontology annotation, biological process: negative chemotaxis; negative regulation of axon extension involved in axon guidance; axon guidance. The coding region runs from base 155 to 2440 and encodes 761 amino acids.
CGCCGCGCUCGCAACGCGUCCGACACCCGGCCCCGGCUCCGGCCCCGCCGCUCUCCCGCCGCUCUCCGGCCCCGGCAGAUAAAACUUGGGUUGUUUGAAAAGUGGAGAGAUAUUUCACCGUGGUGAAAAAGAAGAUACAGAAGAGGAGAGCAGAAUGAGAGUUUUGCAAGUGCCUCAUGCCUGCAGCUUGCUGUCUUUAGUGAUGCUGUUCCUUCCAGUCACUGGAACGUCAAAACAAAAUAUCCCAAGACUGAAGCUUUCCUAUAAAGACUUGCUGCUUUCAAACAGCUGCAUCCCAUUCCUGGGCUCAGCAGAGGGGCUUGAUUUUCGAACCCUGCUGCUAGAUGAGGAGAGGGGCCGGCUGCUAGUCGGGACAAAGGACCACAUCUUCCUGCUCAACUUGAUUGAUGUAAACAAAAAUGUAAAAAAGAUUUACUGGCCUGCAGCAAAAGAGAAGGUAGAAUUAUGCAAAUUGGCUGGGAAAGAUGCCCAGACAGAAUGUGCCAAUUUUAUCCGCGUUCUUCAGCCGUACAACCGGACCCAUGUUUAUGUCUGUGGCACAGGAGCGUUUCACCCUCUCUGUGGAUACAUUGAACUUGGAACUCACAAAGAGGAGAUGGUGUUCCGUUUGGAUACCCAGAACCUGGAGUCUGGCAGGUUGAAGUGUCCCUUCGAUCCCCAGCAGCCGUUUGCUUCAGUGAUGGCAGAUGAGUAUCUUUAUGCUGGAACAGCUUCUGAUUUCCUUGGCAAAGACACUGCUCUGACACGUUCUCUGGGCCCUUCUCACGACCACCAUUACAUCAGAACUGACAUUUCUGAACAUUACUGGCUCACUGGAGCGAAAUUCAUUGGAACUUUUCCUAUCCCAGAUACCUAUAACCCAGAUGAUGAUAAAAUCUACUUCUUUUUUCGAGAAAUAUCUCAAGAUAGUGGCACAUCUGACAAGACAAUCCUUUCCAGAGUUGGGAGAGUUUGUAAGAAUGAUAUGGGAGGCCAAAGAAGCCUAAUAAACAAGUGGACAACUUUUCUGAAGGCCAGGCUUGUGUGUUCCAUACCUGGUCCUGAAGGGACAGACACACAUUUCGAUGAGCUGCAAGAUGUAUUCUUACUUUCUACAAGAGAUGAGAGGAACCCUCUUGUUUAUGGAGUCUUCACUACAACAAGCUCGGUGUUCAAGGGCUCUGCAGUAUGUGUGUACAGCAUGGCCGAGAUCAGGGCCGUGUUCAAUGGCCCCUACGCGCACAAGGAGAGCGCGGAUCACCGCUGGGUGCAGUACGAGGGCCGCAUCCCCUACCCCAGGCCUGGAACAUGUCCCAGCAAAACCUACGACCCGCUCAUAAAGUCCACCAGGGACUUCCCUGACGAGGUGAUCAGCUUCAUCCGGCGGCACCCGCUGAUGCACAAGGCCGUGUACCCGGUGACAGGCGCGCCCGUGUUCACGCGCAUCAACGUGGACUAUCGCCUCACGCAGAUCGUGGUGGACCAUGUCAUGGCAGAGGAUGGCCAGUACGAUGUCAUUUUCCUAGGGACAGAUGUAGGCACAGUCCUGAAGGUUGUGAGUAUCACAAAGGAGAAGUGGACCAAGGAGGAGGUGGUCCUGGAAGAGCUGCAGAUAUUCAAGCAUCCUUCAGUUAUCUCGACCAUGGAGAUUUCUCAGAAACAGCAACAAUUGUACAUUGGUUCCAGGGAUGGAUUGGUUCAGCUCUCUCUGCACAGAUGUCACACGUAUGGGAAGGCUUGUGCAGACUGCUGCCUUGCCAGAGACCCAUACUGUGCCUGGGAUGGAAACUCUUGUUCCAGAUAUGCCCCCACUUCUAAAAGGCGAGCCAGAAGGCAGGAUGUCAAGUAUGGAGACCCAGUUGCACAGUGCUGGGAUGUGGAAGACAGCAUUAGUCAUGAAACUGCUGAUGAAAAGGUGAUUUUUGGCAUUGAAUUUAAUUCCACUUUUCUGGAAUGUACUCCUAAGUCCCAGCAAGCCUCUAUUAGGUGGUAUGUUCAACGCUCUGGAGAAGAACAUCGAGAAGAGCUGAAGGCUGAUGAAAGGAUCAUUAAAACAGAGCAUGGGCUGCUGAUCCGCAGCUUGCAGAGGAGGGACGCGGGAGCCUAUUUCUGCAAAGCCCAGGAGCACACCUUCGUGCACACCAUCGUGAAGCUGAACUUGAACGUCAUCGAGAAUGGACAGAUGGAGAGCACCCAGAAGACUGAGGACGAGGAGGGCCGGGUGAGGGAUCUGCUGACGGAGUCCCGGCUGAGGUACAAGGACUACAUCCAGCUGGUCAGCAGCCCCAGCUUUAGCCUGGAUGAGUACUGUGAACAGAUGUGGCACCGCGAGAAGCGGCGGCAGCGGAACAAAGGUGGUGCCAAGUGGAAGCAUGUGCAGGAGAUGAAAAAAAAGCGAAACCGAAGGCACCACGAGCCAGCCAGGCCACCCUCGACGUAGUUUGUAAAUGCUAUUUAAAGAAAGGACAUUUUCCAUAAGAUAAAAGAAAUACUGUGUUCUGAUUUUGUGCAUCUUGCCUAUGAGUUAGUACUGCUUCUUCUUGAAAUCGGAAAAUUUACCAUCACUGUUAAUCUGUGUGAGAAUGUACAGUGGGAUUCAAUGCCAAAUGAGAUAUUCCUUAGUGGAGUGCUGCAAACCAGGCAAUCAUUUCAAAUGCAUUCAUUAAAAAAGAAAACGUGUACACUUUUAGCUAAUUUCUGGGUAGCCUUAGACUGCGUGAGCUGUGUUCUUUACUUCCUUUGUAAUUUUCACAUAGGGUUUAGUGUUUGUGUUCCCAUAUUAACAUUUGCUGCCACAUUCCACCCCAGAGGUGGCUGCAUUUCAGGGGAAGGCAGAUGUACUUCCAGUUCUUUGGCAUCUUUCUGAAUAAGAAGCAUGGUAGAAAUGUGUGACAGAUCUGCAAAAAUACCCCUAAUUUACCCACUGGGCCUGUAUACAGGCACACGGGUGGGGUUUGCUAGCACAGAGAGGCACAGCAAAAAAUCAAAUUAAGUUUUGGCUUAGGGACAGCAUUCAUUCUGCCCAUAAAAAAGAGAAAGCAUAAUCAGAGUUUAAGAGAGGGGAAUUAUCGAGUGUUACUCGUUAGUGUUUGAGUAGCCACCAGUUUGCAGUCCAUCUGCUGAAAUGAAAUGCUGACUCUAAUUGAAAUUGCCACCGAGAUGCUUGGGAGCAAAUUUCCUAAGUGAUCCAUGGGAGGUAUGUGCACAAAUCCUAUUAACAAAUAAUGGGACUCCUGCCUGCACCUCUUCUAUGCCUCUAAAGGUUUGACUUUGACUGUUUCUCUGGCCCUUUGCUGGCUUUGUUUUACGCAGAGGAAAAGAAAAUUAAAAGACAACAACAAGGCUAAAAUGAAAGACGAUGAGGGAAAUAUGUAGUGGCUGAGACCAGUGCUCUUGACACAGAGCUGACAUUCCUCAGAUGUGUGUAUUCUUUGGGAUUUUUUCUCAAAGGUCUUAUGUAUUUUUAAGUUGAAAAUUUGCAUUGUUGGAAUUAAUACUUUUAUUAUAAUUAAAUAAGAGAUGUCCACGUGUAAAUAAAACUUGUAAGUUAGAAAUUUGCUGUAUACCAUAAUGUCAUUUGUAAAGUGUUCCUUGUUCCUUGGUUUAUAUUUUGGGUUUAAUAAUGUAAAUUUUUUACACAUAAGCAAGAAAUACUGGCCUCAUCUUUGUCUGUUUUACAUCAGUAUCAUUCAAUUCAUUUUAUUCCUGAUAUGCAGCAACAAACACAAGCUCAAAAUCAGGCCUACUGUCUCCUCUGAUGGCUGAGUCACAGCCCCCCUCUCCUACGUUCCAUCUAACCUUCCUCCGUUUUGCCUUUCACGCCUUUUUGAGUGUGAAAUGACAAAUUAGCCACUUCCUCACAUGGAAGACAGCUUUGAUGGAUACCAAAAUGACAGACUUUACUUGUUUCUCAUGCAUUCUACAGAUCUUGAGAGCAAAGUCUGUGGGAAAGGCGUGCAAUUGAUGUGCACCUCAUUAAGGGACCAAAACUGUUGGCUCUGGAGCCCUCGCCCAUGCUGGUGUUUGUGUGCGCAUUCAGUCACAGAUCUAAAAUUGUGAAGGUCCAAUUUGCAUCGUUGUUCAUUUCCUCUCUGUUGAAAGUCGGAUAUGGCAAAGUGUUUGUCAGAUUUCAGAAAGGAAUCUCAGCUUACCCACAUUUCUUGUAAAACCUGAAAGCUGCGUUUGCAUGUGUUGUACAAAAGCCAGCGAUACCAUAUGUCAUUAAUUUUAGAUGCUUUUUUAAUAGGAGAUGUAUGAGUUAAUUAGGAGAUACUAGAUAGCAUGCGUACAAUGCUUUGAUAGUGUAAAGCACUGAGUGCUAAAUAUUAUAAAAUCAUCUGUGGGGAGGAGGGAAUGUCUCAGCGCAGGACCUUUAAUCAGCAGAAAGACUGAUGCUGAAGAUACUAACCAGUCGUACAGUAUUUGAGAACAUGCAGAGAACUUUUUGGCAUUUUUGCUGCAAAAUAAUGUAGACCAGGCAUUUCACAAGAGGCUCAUCAAUUUGGGUACCUUGAUUUUAAGGCCAAUUAAGACUACUUAGGGAAGGUAUGGGGGGGUAUUAAACUACUACAUAUAAAGCACAGGGAUACUUAAUAUUCUUGGCUGGAAGAUUAUGCUGUCACCAUACAGAACUUGCCUAGUUAUUCCUUAUUAGAUUUUUAUCAGUCCACAAAGUCCCAUUUCUCUGGCUUGGGCAUUAAGGAAAUGAGUGGAACCGCACCAAGGCUAUGCAAUGGCAGGUGGGCUGCAUUUGCAGGCACUGGCAAAGGAUCCACUCUUCUCUUCAGUGGUGACAUGGUACUUCAAUUGACAACUCUCAUCACAUGUUUGCCUACUUCAUAAAGAAGCAAAGCAGGCUCUUUUUUCAUACUUUUUCUCCUCCAUGAAAACUAAAUCAUCUGAUUUAUGUUUAGGUAUGAUUGGAGGUUUGUAUUCUACAAAUGAAACCCCCCCAACUGACUUUAGUAGAAAUAUGGGGUAAGGGUCUCAGUACUGGGAACAUUAGAUUUAAAUGGUUGAAUUAAAAUGUUAUUGCUCUUAAAAACUACUUUCAUUUCUUUUAUUUCAAAUGUUCUUGCAAUGUGAUUCUUCUUAAAGAAAUGACCUCAUCAGUCUGGGGUACAGUGGUAGCAUAAAACCCCAAGUGAGAGAUAUAAGACCUC